AUGGCCAACAACAUUGAUAUGGGCGGCCCUAGUACCUCAAACCCAACACACCCAGACAACCCACUCCUCGAAUACCCUUGCUCUGAGCCCGCAUCUCAACCACAGUUUGGCUCCGAUUCUUACCUUCAGUCUCGGCCGCUGUCUCCGUCGCGUACAAACUCUGGUCUGGGACCGCACUCUGCGUUUCCCUUGGAACUUAUUUCUUGGCCUCGACCUACAUCUCGGCCUAUGUCUUGGUUGCGCUCUCGGUCUUCAACUCGCUCUUGCUUGGGUCUUCUUGGUCCUUGCUUAUCAGAGUUGCCAAGAGCUAGGUCCAAAAUUGUUUCCUUCAACCGCGAGUCCAUUACUGCCGACUCCAGUUCUAACAACUCAGACUCUGAUUACCCCGACUACUCACCUGAGUACUUUGUACUUAAGCCGACCAACCCUGAAAAUGACGCCGAACUCUUUGGCAAGGGUCUUGCCGGUUUCCGGAUUGCGACGCCCCCUGCCUUUUAUCUAGGAGAAGAUAAGGAGGAUGAAGAGAAUGAGGAGGAGGAAGAGGAUCCUGAAGGACCGCAAGACCCAAACGGAGACCCGGACGCUGAGAACAAGGAUGGGCCCCCUAUUCAAGUGGAUCCUGAAGGCGAGCCAGGACCACCUGAGGAGCCUGGGACGAUGGCGACGCACAAGGGAUGCCCGCGCUUAACGAGCAUCCUAUCCUACGCAAUAUUUAUUUGCGCAAUUCUCGAGUCUCAUAAGUCCUUGCUGCUGGCCCUUGCGGACCUUCAAGGGGGUGCUUUCCCCGCCGACUUUGCUGUUCAACCGAUUGAAGAGAACGUCCCGCCUCCGAUUGACCCAGAAGAGUGGUUUCACGAAAUGGGUCCGGACGAUAAAUUUGGCAACAUUUCUCAAGCCUCGGGGUGGCGUAAUCAAGAAGUCGGCUUACGGCAACGGUGGGAUGGGGUGCUCCAAGAGUACAUCGACGAACCUACUGGCAAGGCGCCACUCUCCUUAGUUUGUCUACCCUAUGGAAUAAGCCUUGGGCUCAACUCAGAUGGAUACCAGGCACAUGGCAAGUUUGCAGCCGGCGGUAAUUACUCUGUUACUGGAGUAUAUAUCAUUGUCAAUAACUUACCAUUUUAUCUUCAACAUAUGAUCAAGAAUAUUAUUCUGGUCAUAGUAAUGCCGGGUCCAAAGGAACCAAAGGGGUACGCGUUGAGCCAGAUGCUUGAGCCGCUUGUCAACGAUCUGAUUGAAUUGAUGAAUGGGAUGGAUUUACCGGUCUACAACUUGGUGACUGGCCAGACAGAACAACGCCGGCUCGUAUCAAGUGUAUCGGGCAUGUUGGAGCUACCGCCGAGCACAAUCACUGCCCGUACUGCAAAAUGUGACAGUGUCUCCUUGGUGAAGCACGAGGAUACCGCACUGCAGAGUAUGAAUUACAAGAUCCUCAUGAGCACCUGCAAGCUAAGCACGAGUGGCAGCGCAAACCCAAUCCUAUUUGCCGCGAGGAAAUACGGCAGCAAACAGGCACGACUUUCACCAUUUUCGACCAAAUCCCUGGGUUCUACUCUUUACAAACUCGGCAUGCUUCGUAAACGAUAUCGCCAACAGCCUUCAAGCGAAAUCCCUGAGGCAAGAUUUGACGCGUUUAUGCGUUGUUGUUAUUUUCCUCACUUCUGUGGUCGUUUACCAACUAAACUUUCAAGGAUUGGUGGCCAUACCAAAGCUGAACAAUGGAAUACGCUCCUUGUUGUCCUUCCAGCCGCCCUUUUUGAGGCUUGGAGGGUUGGCAACUCAAUCCCGGAGAACGAAAUACCUCGCGGCGGCCAGAAUACAAGACAUUUCAAGCAGCAACAAGCAAAUGCUCGACGUCUCUUGCGCCGCCGCCGCCAUGUUCAUGAUAUGGAUCAGGGCGAGCUAGAUAAUGUCCCCGAACUUGGAGACUGCUUUCCCUCUCGUAAUCCAAGGGAUUACUUUGCCAACAUACUUCGCUAUUGUGUUGCACACGCCGUCGUGACUCAACAUUGGCUCUCAAGGCAGCAAAUUGACACCUUUACUCCGUUGUUCAAACUUAUUGCAACCACCUUUGCCAAAAUGAACAUUAACUUACCACCAAUUUUCCAUGCCGCUACCCACCUCCGCCCUUUCCUGCUUAAAUACGGUAGUGUGUAUGGGACACGUGUUCUGGCCUUUGAACGCGUGAAUCGCAUGCUUAUUAACGUCAAUACUAAUGGACAUGGACAGGGAGUCCUUGAGGCAACAAUGGCCAAGGGGUUUCUACGCCGGGCUGAGUGUUAUCGAUAUGCAAUGCGAAACGGUCCUGAGCAUGAGAUCCAGCGUGAGAUGCUUGAUGCCGUGCUUGCAGGGCAGGCACCAUUUCGUGGCCAAGAGCAUAUUCGACUUGCAACUGUAUCAGCCAAAAUCAGCUUUCACAAUGAUGCACACUCUUCAUACUACCCCCAUAUGAUAGAGUUCUGCAACAACCAUUACCCCUUCAACAACGCUCGUUUUUAUGGUCCUGGUGUGCGCCCUCCCAACGGCAUUUACAUCUCACCUACAAACUCAACUGUCAUGUAUUCCCAUUUUCAUCGAUACAGUGUUCGCUACGGCUCGGCACAUCACUCACGCGGGUACAACUCUCGCUUUGGAUUUAUCUAUGAUCGCAAACCUGUAAUCAUCAAGGGGAUCUACGCAACAACUGUAGCAGUUGGUGAUCAAGAUUUUACAUUUGUUGGUGCUAUGGUACGCCGCUUCAUCCUUCCUGUCCAGCAGCCUGUCUUUCCUUGGGAUCACUGGGACGAAUUGCUUCAGAUCCAGGCUUGGGAGUACAGGCAAUUUGCCCCAGUCGAGCCAGUACCACUCUCUGCAUUCACCGGCGUUUUUGCAAUGUCCAAUAUUCAAAUGUUGUACGGACGUUACACUCUCACAUUUGCUAUGAUCAAGACACACCCGGAAGACUUGGUCGAAGGUUACAACAACCAUGACCAGGGGGUGAGGACGAAGAUGAGGGAAAUAACGACGAGUUUGAUAAUAUGGAUGAGGACUAGCCUGUAA
Rhizoctonia solani is the source of this 3039-nucleotide messenger RNA. RefSeq names its product Transposase family tnp2. The record is from RefSeq and is a predicted model, not a curated record. Lineage: Eukaryota; Fungi; Basidiomycota; Agaricomycetes; Cantharellales; Ceratobasidiaceae. Bases 1 to 3039 code for a protein of 1012 amino acids. The transcript is spliced from 14 exons.